Molecule: messenger RNA, 1644 nt
Organism: Cicer arietinum (chickpea)
Lineage: Eukaryota; Viridiplantae; Streptophyta; Magnoliopsida; Fabales; Fabaceae
Source: RefSeq, a predicted model, not a curated record
AUGACAACAUCAUCUGAAACCCCACAAUCUGGAAUGUUUAAACCAACCGGAGAUAAUGUUGACCUAGCAUGGCAGUUUAAUAGUGUAAAAGACAAGAAUAAUAGGAAGAAGGUGACAUGUGAUUUUUGUCAAGUUGAAACUAGUGGUGGAAUUACUAGAGCAAGACAACAUCAGCUAGGAAUAAGGGGAGACGUAAAAAGCUGCAGAAAAAUACCACCAGAUUGUAAGCUAUUGUUGCAGACAGAUUAUGAUGAGAAACAAGCACUAAAAGAUGGAAUAUUAAAUGAGAUGGAAGUUCAAAUUGACGAUGAUGUUAAUGAUGAUGUAGCUGAAAUAAGGAGAAUUCGAAGUGGAAAAAGGGCAAUUGAAGCCCCUUUACCGGCUGCCAAGAAGACAAAAGGUCCCGUGGAUUUAAUGUUCAUGAAAAAAACAGAACUCAAAUUGGGGAAAGACAAGAGACAAACAAGCAUAAUUGAUACUUGUGACAAAGAAGCAAGAGCAAGAACGGUCCAAUACAUUGCUCGUUUUUUUUACACAAAUGGAAUUGCUUUCAAUGUUGCAAGCUCAAAAAGCUUCAAGUUGAUGUUGGAAGCAGUUGGAAAUUACGGUCUUCAUUUGAAACCUACAAGAUAUCAUGAGUUGAGGGUUCCACUCCUUGAAAAAGAGUUGGAAUAUACAAAGGCUUUGUUGAAUGGUCAUCAAUUGCAUCGCGCAAAAUACGGAUGCUCAAUUAUGUCAGAUGGUUGGACGGAUAGAAAGAAUAGGACUUUGAUAAAUUUCUUGGUGAAUUCCACAGCAGGAACAAUGUUUGUGAAGAGUAUUGAUGCUUCUGCCUACAUGAAGACUGGAAUUAAAAUAUUUGAGCUAUUGGACAAUUUUGUUGAGGAGAUUGGAGAACAAAAUAUUGUGCAGGUGGUUACUGACAAUGGAAGUAAUUAUGUAUUGGCUGGUAAACUACUAACUGCCAAGAGACCACACUUGUUUUGGACUCCGUGUGCUGCACAUUGUCUAGACCUGAUGUUAGAAGAUAUUGGAAAGAUUGCUAAGGUUAAAAUGGUUAUUCAAAAAGGGAUUAGUCUUGUUGGCUUCAUUUAUAACCACACAUUGGCAUUGAACAUAAUGAGGAAGAACACUGGCAAUGUUGAAUUGGUUAGACAUGGAGUCACAAGAUUUGCUACCACAUUUCUUACUUUGCAAAGAUUGCAUAAACAAAAAACCAACCUUAGAAAGAUGUUCACUUCUGAAGAAUGGUUGAAGUCCAAGGCAGCUAAUGAUCCUAAGGGAAAGAAAGCAACUCGUAUUGUACUUUUGACAUCAUUUUGGAAUGAUAUCAUCUACACUCUUAAGGUUAUGGAACCUCUUGUACAAGUGUUAAGACUUGUUGAUAAUGAGAAAAAACCUGCAAUGGGAUAUAUAUAUGCAGAAAUGAUCAAGGCCAAGGAGGAUAUUCGAAAAGCUUUCAAUGAACAAGCAAGCAAGUACAUAGAUGUAUUUGCAAUCAUUGAUGAAAGGUGGAAAUGUCAACUUCAUCAUCCAUUGCAUGCUGCAGGCUACUACCUAAAUCCGAAGUAUUUUUAUAGCAGACCAGAAAUUGAGAAUGAUCCCAUAUUGAAUAUAAGAUUGUUAAUGGUCUCUUUGGAUUGA